Saimiri boliviensis boliviensis (Bolivian squirrel monkey) is the source of this 2278-nucleotide messenger RNA. RefSeq names its product protein kinase AMP-activated catalytic subunit alpha 1 (gene PRKAA1). Lineage: Eukaryota; Metazoa; Chordata; Mammalia; Primates; Cebidae. Gene Ontology annotation, biological process: intracellular signal transduction; protein phosphorylation. The record is from RefSeq and is a predicted model, not a curated record. Gene Ontology annotation, cellular component: cytoplasm. Gene Ontology annotation, molecular function: AMP-activated protein kinase activity; ATP binding.
GCGGCCCUCGCCCGCCCCGCCAGGGGGAGCGUCGGCGCCCGACGGCGGCAGCGGGGCCUGGGCGGGCGGCGCAGGGCGGUGGCUCGGCUCGGCGGCUGCCCUCCCGCGUCCCCACCUCCUCCCCGCCCGCCCCCGGCGCGGCCCUGCCCGCCCCCUCCGCCCCCUCCCGCGGCGCCAUGCGCAGACUCAGUUCCUGGAGAAAGAUGGCGACAGCCGAGAAGCAGAAACACGACGGGCGGGUGAAGAUCGGCCACUACAUUCUGGGGGACACGCUGGGGGUCGGCACCUUCGGCAAAGUGAAGGUUGGCAAACAUGAAUUAACUGGGCAUAAAGUGGCUGUGAAGAUACUCAAUCGACAGAAGAUUCGGAGCCUUGAUGUGGUGGGAAAAAUCCGCAGAGAAAUUCAGAACCUCAAGCUUUUCAGGCAUCCUCAUAUAAUUAAACUGUACCAGGUCAUCAGUACACCAUCUGAUAUUUUCAUGGUGAUGGAAUAUGUCUCAGGAGGAGAGCUAUUUGAUUAUAUCUGUAAGAAUGGAAGGAAAUCUGAUGUACCUGGAGUAGUAAGAACAGGCUCCAUGAAGGAGCUGGAUGAAAAAGAAAGUCGACGUCUGUUCCAACAGAUCCUUUCUGGUGUGGAUUAUUGUCACAGGCAUAUGGUGGUCCAUAGAGAUUUGAAACCUGAAAAUGUCCUGCUUGAUGCACACAUGAAUGCAAAGAUAGCUGAUUUUGGUCUUUCAAACAUGAUGUCAGAUGGUGAAUUUUUAAGAACAAGUUGUGGCUCACCCAACUAUGCUGCACCAGAAGUAAUUUCAGGAAGGUUGUAUGCGGGCCCAGAGGUAGAUAUAUGGAGCAGUGGGGUUAUCCUCUAUGCUUUAUUAUGUGGAACCCUUCCAUUUGAUGAUGACCAUGUGCCAACUCUUUUUAAGAAGAUAUGUGAUGGGAUCUUCUAUACCCCUCAAUAUUUAAAUCCUUCUGUGAUUAGCCUUUUGAAACAUAUGCUGCAGGUGGAUCCCAUGAAGAGGGCCACAAUCAAAGAUAUCAGGGAACAUGAAUGGUUUAAACAGGACCUUCCAAAAUAUCUCUUUCCUGAGGACCCAUCAUAUAGUUCAACCAUGAUUGAUGAUGAAGCCUUAAAAGAAGUAUGUGAAAAGUUUGAGUGCUCAGAAGAGGAAGUUCUCAGCUGUCUUUAUAACAGAAAUCACCAGGACCCUUUGGCAGUUGCUUACCAUCUCAUAAUAGAUAACAGGAGAAUAAUGAAUGAAGCCAAAGAUUUCUAUUUGGCGACAAGCCCACCUGAUUCUUUUCUUGAUGAUCACCACCUGACUCGUCCCCAUCCUGAAAGAGUACCAUUCUUGGUUGCUGAAACACCAAGGGCACGCCAUACCCUUGAUGAAUUAAAUCCACAGAAAUCCAAACACCAAGGUGUAAGGAAAGCAAAAUGGCAUUUAGGAAUUAGAAGCCAAAGUCGACCAAAUGAUAUUAUGGCAGAAGUCUGUAGAGCAAUUAAACAAUUGGAUUAUGAAUGGAAGGUUGUAAACCCCUAUUAUUUGCGUGUACGACGGAAGAAUCCUGUGACAAGCACCUACUCCAAAAUGAGUCUACAGUUAUACCAAGUGGAUAGUAGAACUUACCUACUGGAUUUCCGUAGUAUUGAUGAUGAAAUUACAGAAGCCAAAUCAGGGACUGCUACUCCACAGAGAUCGGGAUCAGUUAGCAACUAUCGAUCUUGCCAAAGGAGUGAUUCAGAUGCUGAGACUCAAGGAAAAUCCUCAGAAGUUUCUCUUACCUCAUCUGUGACCUCACUUGACUCUUCUCCUGUUGACCUAACUCCGAGACCUGGAAGUCAUACAAUAGAAUUUUUUGAGAUGUGUGCAAAUCUAAUUAAAAUUCUUGCACAAUAAACCUAAAACUUUGCUUAUUUCUUUGGUAGCAAUAAGCAUGCAUAAUAAGUUGUAGCCAAAUGCUUCCAUUUGUAAUCAAGUUAUACAUAAUUAUAACUGAGGACUGGCAUUUUGGAAUGCAAUUUGCACAGGGAUUGGAACAUGAUUAAUAGUUAAAAGCCUAAUAUGCAGAAAUCAAUUAAGAUCAUUUUGUUGUUCAUUAUGCAGUAUGUAUGUAACAUAAUAUGUAGGUCUCUCAGGCUCAUUUGAUUUUUGGCUAUUUUAUAUUUAGUGUACACAGGGCUUUGAAAUUAUUAAUUUACAUAAAGCCUUCAUAUAUUAUUACAUGUUAUAUAUUUGCUUCAUAAAUUUAUUCAAUAAAUAUUUGCCUAGAAUUC